Pseudomassariella vexata is the source of this 953-nucleotide messenger RNA. RefSeq lists its product as uncharacterized. The coding region runs from base 170 to 802 and encodes 210 amino acids. The record is from RefSeq and is a predicted model, not a curated record. The transcript has a single exon. Lineage: Eukaryota; Fungi; Ascomycota; Sordariomycetes; Amphisphaeriales; Pseudomassariaceae.
UGGCGUCACAAGGCGGCCUAGUUUGCUUUGAUCCUCCUAUACGUUGUUUUCUGGAUAAUGUCUCUGCUUCAUGGUGACACGAAGUACUUUCGAUCCAACCAUUGGCCUCGGCAAGUUAUUAGGCACCUGCAGCUACAUUGGGCUCUAGCGCAUUGGUACCCAACGUCGAAUGUUCGCCGCAGGCCAUUCCCGGCCUGCUUCACAGUGCACAGGGAACGAUUCUGGAAACACGUCGACAAAGCUUAGCCCGUCCGUCACGUUGGCAGCAUGGUCGGGAUGUUGUCGUCGCUGGACCGGAUCCAUUAUGAUACUAGGCACUAUCGUCCUGUACAGCGAGUCCCGCUGCAUACAGUCCACUCCAGAUCGUGUUCGUUGUAUGACGACAGACAUGGAGACUUCGUCAGAAACAACUCAAACUCCCAGAGUGCGAGCGACGCCCGUGGCCCAACCAUUCCGAGGCCGCGGGCCAGGGAAGUCCGUGGUCGGUAGGGUAUCAAUGAAGUUGGGAGAGAGAAUAAUGUGUGCGAAGCAAUGUCCCUUUGCCCUGCGGCGAGGAACAACACUGCCAGACGCUCUGGACUUCCAAGGUGGUAUAAUAGGAGACAUCAAGCUGUGUCUUCCCGCGUGUACGAUUUUUCUGAACGAUGUUGCUCUUGUUUGCGGUUUGCCCCGUCGCCUGGUUGCAUCACAAGGUCCACCAUUUCCAACGCUGCGUCUUCUUCUUCAGCCCAAUUCAUUCACCGACUACCGUUUGCUGCCGUCGUUUUACGGUCAGCCAAAACGACAAGGAGAGCCCCACUGAAGCCCCAGCGCCAUCCAAGUUUCCAGCCCAACGUUGGCGAUGUAUUAUGAACCUUGCGACUUCAGCCGUUCAAAGUUCUUUUUAUUCAAAAUUACAACUUGAUCUCGACAACUUUUCAGAAGAAUCGAAGGUCAAAGGUCAUCGGGAACUU